AUUUCUUAAAUUUUUUACAAUGCCAUGAGUACAGUAAACAGUUGCUAAGUAUGUUGGUUUUAUUUUAUUUUUAUCCUUACAGAAACUAUUUAAAAUGUACUGUGAGGAGAUUAUAAGAAAUGUAUAAAAUACAUUAAGUGGCAAAUUAAUUUUAAGGAGGAGGGUAGUCUAAAAUGCAUUACGGUACUUCUGUACAGAAAAUAAAAUCUAAUCCUCUGGCCCUCUGAAAUCUCUAAGGUUGGAUAGCAUCUGUAUGGUUAUCUCAUUGAAAGAUCACUUUUGGAAGCCCUGUAAGCAUCAGAAAGAGUUAUUUUGUCGUGUGUGUUUAAGAAGGAACAUAGACUGUGAUUCCCAAUUUGAGGGUCAUGAAGUCCUUGGGGACUUAAAAGAAAUCAGGGAAUGGCGUUUACAUUACAAGAACGACAAAUGCUUGGUCUCCAAGGACUUCUACCUCCCAAAAUAGAGACACAAGAUAUUCAAGCUUUACGAUUUCAUAAAAACGUGAAAAAAUUGAAUAGCCCUUUGGAAAAAUACAUCUACAUAAUGGGAAUACAGGAAAGAAAUGAAAAAUUGUUUUAUAGAAUUUUGCAAGAUGAUAUCGAAAGUCUGAUGCCAAUUGUAUACACACCAACAGUCGGUCUUGCCUGCUCCCAAUAUGGACACAUCUUUAGAAGACCUAAGGGAUUAUUUAUUUCAAUCUCAGACAGAGGUCAUGUUAGAUCAAUUGUGGAUAACUGGCCAGAAAAUCAUGUUAAGGCCGUUGUGGUGACUGAUGGAGAGAGAAUUCUGGGUCUUGGAGAUCUGGGUGUGUAUGGAAUGGGGAUCCCAGUAGGAAAACUCUGUUUGUAUACAGCUUGUGCUGGAAUACGGCCUGAUAGAUGCCUGCCUGUGUGUAUUGAUGUAGGAACUGAUAAUCCAGCACUCUUAAAAGAUCCGUUUUACAUGGGCUUAUAUCAGAAAAGAGAUCGAUCACAGCGCUAUGAUGACCUGAUUGAUGAGUUUAUGAAAGCCAUUACUGACAGAUAUGGACAGAACACACUUAUUCAGUUUGAAGACUUUGGAAAUCAUAAUGCAUUCAGAUUCUUGAGAAAAUAUCGAGAAAAGUAUUGCACCUUCAAUGAUGAUAUUCAAGGGACGGCUGCAGUAGCUUUAGCAGGUCUUCUCGCAGCACAAAAAGUUAUUGGGAAGUCGUUCUCAGAACACAAAAUCUUAUUUCUUGGAGCAGGAGAGGCUGCUCUUGGAAUUGCAAAUCUCAUCGUUAUGGCCAUGGUAGAAAAUGGCCUCUCAGAAGAAGAGGCACAAAAGAAAAUUUGGAUGGUUGACAAGUUUGGUUUAUUAUUUAAGGGACGAAAAGCUAAAAUCGAGAGUCAUCAGGAGCCCUUUGCUCACUCAGCCCCAGAGCAUAUACCUGAUACUUUUGAAGAUGCAGUAAACAUACUCAAGCCUUCAGCUAUAAUUGGAGUUGCAGGAGCUGGCCGGCUUUUUACCCCUGAUGUAAUCAAAGCCAUGGCUGAUAUCAACGAAAGGCCUGUAAUAUUUGCAUUGAGCAAUCCUACAGCAAAGGCUGAAUGCACAGCUGAAGAAGCAUAUACACUUACAGAGGGAAGGUGUUUGUUUGCCAGUGGCAGUCCAUUUGAGCCAGUGAAACUCAAUGACGGGCAAGUAUUUACACCAGGCCAAGGAAACAAUGUAUAUAUUUUUCCAGGUGUGGCUUUAGCUGUUAUUCUCUGUAAUACCCGGCAUAUUAGUGACCAUGUUUUCCUAGAAGCUGCAAAGGCACUGGCAAAUCAAUUGACAGAUAAAGAGCUAGCUCAAGGGAGACUUUACCCACCACUUGCUGAUAUUCAGGAAGUUUCUAUUAACAUUGCUAUUAAGGUUACAGAAUACCUGUAUGCUAACAAAAUGGCUUUUCGAUACCCAGAACCUGAGGACAAGGCCAAGUACAUUAGAGAAAGAAUAUGGCGAAGUGAAUAUGAUUCGUUGCUGCCAGAUGUUUAUGAUUGGCCAGAAUCUGCUUUAAGCCCUCCCCUGAUAACAGAAUAGAAGCAUACCCACUGAGAAAUACUUUCCAUGCUUCAGGGAAACCGUUUUUUUCAGACAAAAAGAGAGAAUGUUCUCAAAUUUAUGGUUUUUUCCUGUGUUUUAUUCUCCCCCACCGCUUUGCUUGACUUAUUCUUUUCAUGAAUUUAUACUUCUGUAGAGGGUAGAUGUGUUGGCUAUAUUGUUAAUGCCCACCAGGACCCUGCAAUCAAAUAACCAUAAUGCUUUCAUUCUGAUUUGUAGCUCAUACCACAUCAAAGAGAUGUUCCAAAUGUAUUUAUCAAUGUCUUCACUUGUGCUCUUAUUCCUGCUUGCCAAAGUAUUCGCUAUUUACUAUUAUAAUAAUGAUCUUCUCUCCCCAGCCCUAGAAUCGAAAUUUACUUCUGUGGAUAGGAGUAUAGAAUUUUAAGAAGCCAAAUCUAACCAAAUUCUGAGGACAAACUGUCAGUAUCUGCAAGUCUUCUUUUUGUCUGCCUCAUUUUAUCUUUAUGCUCUGAAAUCCCUUUCGAGUUGAUAAAUCUAGAGAAAUGUGAAAAAUCUACCCUGUUAUUUACUUUCUGGACCUAAUUUGAAGCUUUAACAUCAUGAGAGAGAAGUGGGAAGUAUUGCUGCCUUUAGACAAAUAAACAAAAUAGUCAUUGUUUUCAAUAGUGUAUAAAAAUCAUAGUGUAACUUUUUUAUUUAAUAAAGGUAAUACCCUAAAUUUAA
Felis catus (domestic cat) is the source of this 2748-nucleotide messenger RNA. RefSeq names its product malic enzyme 2 (gene ME2). Gene Ontology annotation, cellular component: mitochondrion. The transcript has 15 exons. The record is from RefSeq and is a predicted model, not a curated record. The coding region runs from base 400 to 2043 and encodes 547 amino acids. NCBI's taxonomy places the organism in Eukaryota, Metazoa, Chordata, Mammalia, Carnivora, Felidae. Gene Ontology annotation, biological process: pyruvate metabolic process; malate metabolic process. Gene Ontology annotation, molecular function: NAD binding; malate dehydrogenase (decarboxylating) (NAD+) activity; malate dehydrogenase (decarboxylating) (NADP+) activity.